GAUCAUGGCGCAUUGAGAUGUGUCGUCUCUCUGUACUAUCUACUUCUGUUUACGUCACGCUCUCCCCGUUGGACUGGUCGGGACAGUUCAACUGCUUGACACAGACACAGCCCUGAACCGAAGCGGCUUAGACUUGUCUGCCAUUCCUAACAGAUACACCGGCUGACUGACUUGCCCCGUCUUGUUAACUUUACCCUUUGUGGACGGGGAGGUUAAACGAAAUCUAUUUGAUGCGGAAAUUUGCCGACAGUCAUUAUAUAGUCUCUACCUGCUAUAUCGAGGGGCUAAGUUAGCUCACAUUAGCUAAUUGUGUUAGUUUCUGCCCCUGCUGCGUAUCAUAGCAAGGUUGUCAACAUGCAGUGAGUAAUGCAACGAGUGUUGAUAUUAAUAAUGGCCAUCUGGGGGGUGCAAGGAUGCUCCAAUUCAGAGAGCUGUCCGACGCCGCAGCCCAAUUCCACCUCCAAGGACUACUGUUACUCGGCCCGAAUUCGCAGUACAGUGCUCCAGGGCUUGCCUUUUGGUGGGGUGCCUACUGUCCUUGCCCUUGACUUUAUGUGCUUCUUGGUGUUGCUGUUUGUGUUCUCCUUCUUGAGAAAAGUAGCAUGGGACUAUGGUCGCCUGGCCCUGGUGACUGACGCUGACAGCAGAAGAAUGGAUCAACGUUACAGUCGCCUGGAUGAUCGGGAAUACGUGGCCUCUGCCAUGACAUCAGAGACAACAGAACGCUAUGAGCGCCUCACCUCAGUUUCCAGCACUGUGGACAUUGAUCAGAGAGACACAGGCUUCUGUUCCUGGCUAACUGCCAUCUUCCGCAUCAAGGAUGAUGAGAUAAGGGAGAAGUGUGGUGAGGAUGCAGUACAUUACCUGUCCUUUCAGCGCCACAUCAUUGGCCUGCUGGUAGUGGCGGGCGUGUUGUCUGUGGGCAUCAUCUUGCCUGUUAACUUCUCGGGAAACCUACUUGAAAACGAUGCCUAUAGUUUUGGGCGGACCACUAUAGCAAACUUGGAUGCUAAUAAUGCACUACUGUGGCUUCACACCACCUUUGCAUUUCUCUACCUGUUACUGACGGUCUACAGCAUGAGACGGCACACCUCCAAAAUGCACUACAAGGAGGAUGACCUGGUGAAACGCACUUUAUUUGUCAAUGGAAUCUCCAAAUACGCAGAGGAGAUUGAAAUAAAGCAACACUUUGAGAAGGCGUAUGAAAGCUGCACUGUACUGGAAGCUCGUAUCUGUUACGAUGUGGCCAGGCUGAUGUAUCUCAACUCUGAAAGGAAGAAGACAGAGCGUAGCAAGAAAUUCUUUCUUGACCUGCAGGCCAAGGAGCAUAUUGCCACCAUGAUCAACCCAAAGCCCUGUGGACACCUUUGCUGUUGCAUUAUCAAAGGCUGUGAGCAGGAAGAGGCAGUGAGUUACUAUACCAAGCUGGAGGCACAACUAAAAGAUGACUACAGGAAGGAGAGAGAAAGGGUUAACAGAAAGCCCCUAGGAAUGGCCUUUGUCACCUUCCAGAACGAGUCCAUAACUGCCACAAUCUUGAAAGAUUUUAAUGCUUGCAAGUGUCAGGGCUGUUACUGCCGUCGGGAGCCCAAGAGCUCUCAAUUCAGCCCCAAGCUCCACACACAAAAAUGGACUGUCAGCUACGCCCCUGAUCCGCAAAAUGUCUACUGGGACCAUCUGUCAGUGGGAGGAUUCUCCUGGUGGCUCCGCUGCUUGAUCAUCAACCUUGUCCUCUUCAUCCUCCUCUUCUUCCUCACCACCCCGGCCAUCAUCAUCUCCACCAUGGACAAGUUCAAUGUUACUAAGCCAGUGGAGUACCUAAAUAAUCCAAUCAUCACCCAGUUCUUCCCCACCCUCCUUCUGUGGUCCUUCUCUGCCUUACUUCCAACCAUUGUGUACUACUCUGCCUUCUUUGAAGCCCACUGGACCCGGUCAGGAGAGAAUAGGACCACAAUGCAUAAAUGCUACACUUUCUUGAUCUUUAUGGUCCUGUUGCUGCCCUCCCUGGGACUCAGCAGUUUGGAUGUUUUCUUCCGCUGGCUUUUUGAUAGAAGAUUCUUAGCAGAUGCUAAAGUGAGAUUUGAGUGUGUGUUCCUUCCUGACAAUGGAGCCUUCUUCGUGAACUAUGUCAUUGCAUCUGCAUUCAUUGGUAAUGCCAUGGACCUGCUGAGGAUCCCUGGUCUACUUAUGUACAUGAUCCGCCUUUGCAUGGCUCGCUCUGCAGCAGAGAGGAGGAAUGUCAAGAGGCACCAAGCGUAUGAGUUCCAGUUUGGAGCAGCUUACGCCUGGAUGAUGUGCGUCUUCACCGUGGUUAUGACCUACAGCAUCACCUGCCCAAUCAUCGUCCCUUUUGGACUGAUGUACAUGCUGCUAAAACACUUAGCAGACCGGUACAACAUGUACUACGCCUAUCUGCCAUCCAAACUGGACAAGAAGAUCCAUUCUGGAGCAGUCAACCAAGUGGUGGCUGCUCCUAUUCUCUGUCUCUUUUGGCUUCUGUUCUUCUCCACUGUUCGCUCGGGGUUUUCAGCCGCAACAUCCAUGUUCACGUUUGUAGUUUUGAUCAUCACAAUCAUUAUCUGCCUUUCUCACGUCUGCUUCGGACAUUUUAAAUAUCUCAGUGCUCACAACUACAAGAUUGACACCCAGGACGUGGACGGGUUGGAGAAUGGGCGUCCAGUGUGCACUGCUGCCACCAGCAAGACAGCGCAAAUGUACAUUGCUGAAGUACUUCAAGACCCAAAUUCAGAGGAGGCUGGUUCAGGCAGUGGCGAGGACGACGGCCAAGGGUCCUCGCAGGACGAGGAAAUAAUCAAUGUUGAAAACGGCCUGAAUGAGGACUUCCAGUCUGGUGAGGACAGCCUCAUUGAUAAUGAAGUGCGGCACUGAUGCUGCCUGGAACAGAACCCCCCCCACCCACCCCCCAAGUUUAACUUGAGGAGUGUACGGAAUAUGUGAAUUAAUCUAAGAACUGAACCAAUAGUUCUCCAAAGCAUCUCAACCUGAGGCACAUCCCAAAACACUGUACAUGGACUCAUGAAAGAAAGACGCUAAUGCACAAAUGAAGAAUUGUUCGCCUUUUCUUGUAAGGGGAGUGAUAUUCUGUCUGUAUUCCCUUAACAUUAUUGCACUUGAAAGAGAGGACCUGUCCUAUAAGCUCGAGUUUCACUAAGGUACUGUAGUAUGGCAUGCCUUCAAGUUCAAAGGGUGAAGGGAUUUUUCUAUAAUCCUACAAUAUCUCUUAAUUGUCUGCACUAGAUGCUUCAGCUGAAUAAGCCGCUGGUGGGAGGGGAAGAACAAGGGAGAGGUUUUCCACCCCACCAGAUAGCUUGGUCUGUGCAGAUGUGAUGGUCUCAAAAUGGUUCUUCCAAUUCCAUAAAAGCCUUUAAAAAAAAAACAAAAAAAGAAAUUCCUACUAACACUCCUGGACGCUUCUACACUGUACAGCUACAAAACUCUGGAUUUGUAAAAUACCUUUUUUGAGAUAGUAUUUAUUUGUAGGCAUUGGCUUUUAAAUGCUAUCAAGCAUGAUAUACCCCUAAACUGUGGAAGAAGAUAACCUAAUUCUUGGCAUACUACAUUGAUAAUGAUUUUAUUGGCGUUCAGUCUCUGAGCCUUUAUUGGGACUGCUGUUGGACUGCUGCUACUGACGCUGCCUUCAGUAGCGGGAAAUCCUGGCUGCUGCAGGAGGACUGGAGGCCAGGAGCCUGCUGGUCCUUUUGUGUUGCUCAUCAGAAGGAGAGAAAGGCCUUUUGGGUUUUUUCUGGGUCAGUUUCAAAUGAUACUCAUUGUGACUAGUUCUCUUUAUUUGUUGUUUUCAUUUGUAUCUUUUUGUCCAUAUGUUUACGUCUUGAUGUAGAGAUUAAGAAAUUAGCAUUCAGUUUAGGUGGCUACUGGUUUUAUAAAUUGGCUAUCUAGAUCUUAUCACUCAGCUCUCCUGUCAGAUCCUCUUCAAUGUUAACUUUUAUGUAGGCAUUUCAUCAUGUAGGUAGCAAAUUGUAAGUUCCAGCAGUCAUUGAACAUGGUUACACUUUCCCAUUUGCCAGUACUCAAUGCCAAGUUGUAAAUGGUUUAACUCAAAUAGCGCAAUUUAGGUGAUAACAUAUGAAAUAUAGGUCUAAGUUGUUCAAGAGAGUUACACCAGUGGAUGAGGUCCAGAUCUAUUGAAUAC
This is a messenger RNA of Micropterus dolomieu (smallmouth bass), 4171 nucleotides long. Its product is annotated as CSC1-like protein 2. The coding region runs from base 367 to 2889 and encodes 840 amino acids. Gene Ontology annotation, cellular component: plasma membrane. Gene Ontology annotation, molecular function: calcium-activated cation channel activity; nucleic acid binding. Lineage: Eukaryota; Metazoa; Chordata; Actinopteri; Centrarchiformes; Centrarchidae. The transcript is spliced from 24 exons. The record is from RefSeq and is a predicted model, not a curated record.